UACCUGCUGUGCUGUGGCUUUUCCGUUUGGGAGAGGCCAGGCUCCUGAGUAGGUGAGGAUUCUUGCUCUGACAACUUCCUGCCCACCUGGGAGCCUCAGGCCUGCUGUGGGGUGGGGAAGAGGCCUUUCUAGGACGGCUGGGCACAGGGGGUGCAGGGCUGUGCUGUCCUGUUUACAGGGUUUUUGGCCUGCAGGGCCCAAGGAUACCAGGGAAGAUUGUUACUGCAAAAUGCAGUCCCCAGGAGAUGGGGCUGAAGGCCUCUUGCUCAAUUCUGUGAUGCUCUGGGCGGGGCCCACAGAUGGGUGCUGUCCCCCCUCCCCUCCCUCCCUCGCUUAACAGGGUGCACGGGCCUGUCUUAUGCAUUCCCCACCGGGUUGUGUGUGGAGGCUGCGGGCCUGCCUGUCUUUGGCCGCCUGGGGACUUCCCAGCCAUCCGAGUUGCAUGUCACCCUGCAAGCCCUGCGUGCCUUUCUGUUUACUUCACGCUAGAGCCAAAGAGAACCGGCUGCCUGCUGUCUGACUGCAGCAGCAGGCGUAGUGCACAGGACCCGUGGGGCUGGCGGGUUGGCGGUGGUCCUGGGGGGUGUGCCUGCUGAGAUGCUGGCCUCCCAGAUGCAGGUGCUGCUUGCUGGGGCCAGCAGCUGGCCUCUCAGCCCUGGGAGCUGGCAGUGGAGGUAGGACAUGGAUGGUAAAAGCUAGGUCAGUGCAGACAGUGGGCUCCCAGUGUGCCCAGUGGUGCCAAGGCAGGAGCCAACCUUGGGCUUCCUGAAAGGGCAGAGCCUUUCACGCUGCCCUCCUGUCCUGGGGUGCCUGUGUGCAGGCUGUCUGGGCCUGGCCUGGCUGGGGUGCCCUUACCACGUGCAAGGGAGCCUGCUUAGCAUGGAGGCCAGCAGCUGCACCGGAGGUGAGGGUCUGGACACACCGUUUCCACAUCUCUGCUCGAGGGCCUGCUGCCCACUCUCAGGAGCCUCUGCUGCUCCAUGCGCACAGGCCACCCCACCAGAGCCUGGUCUGGGGCACUCGGUCAAGCCCCUUGAGUCACAGCGGGGGAGAUGUGGGUAUGAGAGGGAGGCUUUGGCCAAGUGCUAAGGACCACUUUCCUCUAGCUGGCCUGACAGGGCACUUGGAGGCCCCCUGGGAGUGCUUGUAGUGAGGGCACCCCACUGGGGCCUGAGCCUUGAAGGCUGAAGGAGGCCCUGCAGGUGGCGUUUGAAGGGGCAAGUGGGGAGAGAAGGAUGAGGAGACAGGAGGGGCAGCAGACAGCUCUGGAGCACAGUGUGGGAGCACAGCCCCUUCCCACAGACCUGAGGGCUGGGCUGGGGGACCCCUGGGCAGAACCUGUCCACACUGCAUGGCUGUGGUGUAUCUAUGGGGUGGACAUCACCAGAUGGCUCAUGUCAGGAGGGCCUCCAGGAAGGUGCUGUACUCACAUCAGGUGAGGCAAAGAGCAUCUCCUGCCUUCUCCACAGCCCUUCUACCUGGAGCUCUUCUCAGUCCUGGGGGCCCCCCAGCCUGCCACACCUCCCUGAGGGCUCCAUGGUGCGCACCCUGAAGGUUGGGCUGGGCAGCUUGCAUGAGCCCCUGGUGUGGCCUCCUGCCUCCUGGAGGGCUGCCUGGGGAUUUCCUGAGGUGGAGGGCUAGAAGGGGGCCAGUGGCAGCAGUCCUGGGAGCGUGGCCUUCCUCCUCGCGGGGAGCCCACCUUCAAGAUGGGCUCUCUCUCCACUCUAAACGUGGCCAACUGCGGGGCCAUGGCAGGUGACAGGGCUCCUGGCUGCAGACCGCUGAGGUCCUGGCAUGGGGAAGCCUGCUCAGGGGGUGCCUGCUGCCAGGCUCCCCCACCCCCCACCUGGCCUCUGUGAGCUGCUGCUGGGUCUCAUCUCUUCCCUGGCCUGCAGGCCUUCCUCAGCCUGGCCAGUGCGCCACAGGCCCAUCUCCCCUGUGGGGUGGGAGUCACUGGGGCCUCGGAUGGUUCCUACCAUGUCUUCUCCCUGCCACCCAGCCUCUGAGCCUUGAGGCACACAGCCGAGGAGCAAGGGUAUGUCCUUUAUUUCUGAGGAGGGUGACCUGCACAAGGUCAGUAGGCAGGCUUGUCUCUCUCCUCCCCACCUCAAAGGUGCUUUAUCUGUGCAACAGGGCUUGAGGAGCUGGGCCCGUCACGCACCUGACAGCUUCUUGGCGUGGCCGGUGUCCCUCCAUCCUGCAGAUGGCUGGCCAGGACCUGACCACGCCUGCCCUAGUAGGAAACAGGCACAGGGCUUGCUGCUGCUGCGUGUACCACACCACAGCGCAGCCUCGGCCCAGGAAUAUUCGUGGCCCAGGUGGGCUCGUGGCUGCGUGUGCAUACCCAGAGGGUCCGACAGAGCACAGCUGGGGGCUCUCCACCUUUUUGGUGGAGCUGGUGGGCUUUUCUGAAGGGCUAAGCCUUGAAUAAAGGAGACGCUGCCCAGGGACCCUGGAUGCCUCUCUAGAGCAUGAGCUCGGGCAGGGGCUCCCGCUACGACCGCUUCUCCGGGGGGCCCCCCAGCCUGGCUGCUCCAGACGUCUCCAGUGGGACCAGAAUGGAAACGACCUUCGGGCCUGCCUUUUCUGCCGUCACCACUAUCACAAAAGCUGACGGGACCAGCGCAUACAAACACCGCAGGACGCCCUCCUCCUCCAGCACCCUGGCCUACUCCCCACGGGAUGAGGAGGAUGGCAUGCCCCCUGUCAGCACUCCGCGCCGCUCCGACUCGGCUGUCUCGGUCCGCUCCCUGCACUCGGAGUCCAGCAUGUCCCUGCGCUCCACGUUCUCACUGCCCGAGGAGGAGGAGGAGCCGGAGCCGCUUGUGUUUGCCGAGCAGCCCUCGGUGAAGCUGUGCUGCCAGCUCUGCUGCGGUGUGUUUAAGGACCCCGUGAUCACCACGUGUGGGCACACGUUCUGUCGAAGAUGCGCGUUGAAGUCAGAGAAGUGUCCUGUGGACAAUGCCAAGCUGACAGUGGUGGUGAACAACAUCGCGGUAGCUGAGCAGAUCGGGGAGCUCUUCAUCCACUGCAGGCACGGCUGUCGGGUGGCCGGGGGCGGGAAGCCCACCGUCUUUGAGGUGGACCCACGAGGGUGCCCCUUCACCAUCAAGCUCAGUGCGCGGAAGGACCACGAGAGCAGCUGUGAGUACCGGCCUGUGCGGUGUCCAAACAACCCCAGCUGCCCGCCCCUCCUCAAGAUGAACCUGGAGGCGCACCUCAAGGAGUGUGAGCACAUCAAGUGUCCCCACUCCAAGUACGGGUGCACGUUCAUCGGGAACCAGGACACAUAUGAGACGCACUUAGAGACGUGCCGCUUCGAGGGCCUGAAGGAAUUCCUGCAACAGACAGAUGACCGCUUCCACGAGAUGCACGUGGCACUGGCCCAGAAGGACCAGGAGAUUGCCUUCCUGCGCUCCAUGCUGGGCAAGCUCUCAGAGAAGAUUGACCAGCUGGAGAAGAGCCUGGAGCUCAAGUUUGAUGUCCUGGACGAAAACCAGAGCAAGCUGAGCGAGGACCUCAUGGAAUUCCGGAGGGAUGCGUCCAUGCUGAAUGAUGAGCUGUCCCACAUCAAUGCACGGCUGAACAUGGGCAUCCUAGGAUCCUAUGACCCACAGCAGAUCUUCAAAUGCAAAGGAACCUUUGUGGGCCACCAGGGCCCCGUCUGGUGUCUCUGUGUCUACUCCAUGGGGGACCUGCUCUUUAGCGGCUCCUCUGACAAAACCAUCAAGGUGUGGGACACGUGUACCACCUACAAGUGCCAGAAGACGCUGGAGGGCCAUGAUGGCAUUGUGCUGGCGCUCUGCAUCCAAGGGUGCAAGCUCUACAGUGGCUCAGCAGACUGCACCAUCAUUGUGUGGGACAUCCAGAACCUACAGAAGGUGAAUACCAUCCGGGCCCAUGACAACCCAGUGUGCACAUUGGUCUCCUCGCACAACAUGCUCUUUAGUGGCUCCCUAAAGGCCAUCAAGGUCUGGGACAUUGUGGGCACUGAGCUGAAGCUGAAGAAGGAGCUCACGGGCCUCAACCACUGGGUGCGGGCCCUGGUGGCUGCCCAGAGCUACCUGUACAGUGGCUCUUACCAGACAAUCAAGAUCUGGGACAUCCGGACCCUCGACUGCAUCCAUGUCCUGCAGACGUCUGGUGGCAGCGUCUACUCUAUCGCCGUGACGAAUCACCACAUUGUCUGUGGCACCUAUGAGAACCUCAUCCACGUGUGGGACAUUGAGUCAAAGGAGCAGGUACGGACCCUGACGGGCCACGUUGGCACUGUGUAUGCCCUGGCAGUCAUCUCCACACCAGACCAGACCAAAGUCUUCAGCGCAUCCUAUGAUCGGUCCCUCAGGGUCUGGAGCAUGGACAACAUGAUCUGUACACAGACCCUGCUGCGUCACCAGGGCAGUGUGACUGCACUGGCCGUGUCCCGGGGCCGGCUCUUCUCGGGGGCUGUGGACAGCACUGUGAAGGUCUGGACUUGCUAGGAGGAUCCAGGCUGGGUCUUGGUUCCUCUGGGCCUGCCCUCGGCCUGUCCAAGCCAGGCUGGCCACAUGGGUGUUCGUGGGGUCUCUGCCUGCCCUGUGGGGACAGGCAAGCAGGCUCAGCCAUCCAGCAGUGCCCUCCCCACCCUGCACCCAGUGAGCCUCCCUCUGCUUGGCCCUGUAAUCAUCACAGCCAAGAUGGUGCCCAGCCCUUCUCCGGGUGUCAGGUACGACAUUCACCUGGCCCACACCUCCAUCCCACCCCGGAGGGACUGUGGGCCUUUUUACUCACUUUUUGUACUGUUUUUAGACUGUAUAUAGAUUUGAUUACUUCCUGACUGAAAUAAAAGCUGCACAGACUGUG
This is a messenger RNA of Manis javanica (Malayan pangolin), 4842 nucleotides long. RefSeq names its product TNF receptor associated factor 7 (gene TRAF7). Gene Ontology annotation, biological process: Notch signaling pathway; ribosomal large subunit assembly. Gene Ontology annotation, cellular component: nucleolus. The record is from RefSeq and is a predicted model, not a curated record. Lineage: Eukaryota; Metazoa; Chordata; Mammalia; Pholidota; Manidae. Gene Ontology annotation, molecular function: protein binding; zinc ion binding.